This is a messenger RNA of Echinococcus granulosus, 669 nucleotides long. RefSeq lists its product as hypothetical. The record is from RefSeq and is a predicted model, not a curated record. NCBI's taxonomy places the organism in Eukaryota, Metazoa, Platyhelminthes, Cestoda, Cyclophyllidea, Taeniidae. Gene Ontology annotation, biological process: chromosome segregation. Bases 1 to 669 code for a protein of 222 amino acids. Gene Ontology annotation, cellular component: Ndc80 complex. The transcript has 2 exons.
AUGACAACCUUCCUGUUCGGUGCAAUUCCGGACGCUCCGGAUGCAGUUUUGCGUCGUUUUCAGCGACUAAUAGACUUGGAACAGCAACAGCAGGAGAGUGACAUCACUACCGGUGAAAAUGGGAGGGAGUGGAUGGUGCGAUUGUCUGCCAUGAGGAAGAAUUGGUACGAAAAGGAGGUCUCUUUUGAGCGCCGCAAUGCACGUUAUCAGAAACAGCUCAAGGAGGUCGAAUUUCAGGAAACAGAGCUUAAACGACUCCGUGACUGGAGGGAUUCGCUUAAGGAGCAAUUGGAGAGUCUAUCUCGCCAAAAUGCAAAUGUUGUCAAACAUGCCAGCACAACCGACUCAGAAAUACGUCGUCUACAGGAGCGCAUUUCCUUCUACGAGAGGACUUUCGGUCUGGAAAUAAGGCGCACCAAGAACCACAAUAAUGUUCAGGUUGUCAUGCGCGGAUGCUGCGAGGAUGACUACGAUCUCCUGAGUUACGUGAUUCUACGAUUCAAUGCCGAUUCGACUCCGAUGGAGCUAAUCAAAUGCAACCCUCCAGUUGCCGACAUAGAAAAACUCGUCGAGCACUUUAACAAGGCUGGUGAUUUCCGUAGCUUCCUUCUUGUCCUGAGGGACAGAUUUGUCAAGUACCAUAGACUACGGAAGAAGCGCAAGAACUGA